Messenger RNA from Phragmites australis (common reed), 1411 nucleotides. Its product is annotated as E3 ubiquitin-protein ligase At1g12760-like. The record is from RefSeq and is a predicted model, not a curated record. The transcript has 5 exons. The coding region runs from base 85 to 1221 and encodes 378 amino acids. Lineage: Eukaryota; Viridiplantae; Streptophyta; Magnoliopsida; Poales; Poaceae.
UCAAGUACCCAAACCCAACCCAAUCCCUUUCCCCAAGAAGAAGAGAUCAUUUCCUUCCUCCCAAUCUCCGACGGGAUCCCCUCGAUGGCGACGCCCCACUCUCCGAGCACCCGCGCCGACGCGCCCCUCGACUCCGCGCCGCUGCUCGGCGGAGCCGGCGGCGGGGGCCGGCGCCGCGGGGGCGCGCUCCGCCGGCCCUCCCUCCGCGGCGCGGCGCGGCUGCUGCGCCGCGGAGGGCGGCGGGCGAUGCGGGAGCCGUCGGUGCUGGUGAGGGAGGCCGCGGCGGAGCACCUCGAGGAGCGGCAGGCGGACUGGGCCUACUCCCGCCCCGUAGUGGCGCUCGACCUGCUCUGGAACCUUGCCUUCAUCACCGUCGCCGCGGUCGUGCUCGUGCUCAGCCGCGACGAGGACUCGCCCAUGCCGCUCCGGACCUGGGUCGCCGGCUACGCCCUGCAGUGCGUCGUCCACAUGGUCUGCGUAGCCAUUGAGUACCGGACGCGCCACGGCCGGCGCGGUGGGGACCCGGCAGCCGCCGACGAGGAGAGGGGCAGUGACGGAUCGUCCUCGUCCAGUGAUGAGGAUGUCAGGGAGCAUGAUCGCCGUGGUCGCCGUACCGAUUACGUGAGUAUCGCAAAACACCUGGAGUCUGCUAAUACAAUGUUCUCCUUCAUAUGGUGGAUAAUUGGAUUUUAUUGGAUAUCUGCUGGAGGUGAAGAGGUUAUCCAGGAUGCCCCUCAACUUUACUGGCUUUGCAUAGUCUUUCUGGCAUUCGAUGUGUUCUUUGUUGUAUUCUGCGUUGCUCUGGCCUGUAUCAUUGGCAUUGCUGUUUGUUGUUGCCUCCCUUGCAUUAUAGCAAUUCUAUAUGCAGUGUCUGAUCAGGAAGGAGCAUCUGAAGAUGACAUUCGCCAAAUUCCAAAAUACAAAUUUCGGCGGACUGAUGAGCCUGAAAAGCAAGCUGUUGAUCCCAUGGGGCCUUGUGGUGGAAUAAUGACAGAAUGUGGCACCAACCUACCUAUUGAGAAAGUGCUUGCAGCUGAAGAUGCAGAGUGUUGUAUUUGCCUUUCGGUAUAUGACGAUGGUGCAGAGUUGCGCGAACUCCCUUGUGGGCACCAUUUCCACUGUGCCUGCAUUGAUAAGUGGCUGCACAUCAAUGCAACGUGUCCCCUGUGCAAGUAUAACAUUCGGAAAAGCAGCAGUAGCAGCGGAAGUGAAGAAGUGUGAAUGUCAUCCGCUUGAGAAUGCCGAUCCAUUUCUACUCCAAACCUGUGCCUUCGCUAAUGUAACUCCACGUCAUGACCGGUGUAAAUUUUUGUAUCCAAAAUGUGCUGAUAGAGUCAAUUAUGUAUUAAAGUAACUCAAACUUCUGUUCAUAUGUCACAUAAGUUAAUAAAUAGUUGAGUGUUUCUUUGUA